Messenger RNA from Nymphaea colorata (pocket water lily), 3315 nucleotides. Its product is annotated as glutamate receptor 3.3-like. The record is from RefSeq and is a predicted model, not a curated record. Gene Ontology annotation, molecular function: glutamate-gated receptor activity. Gene Ontology annotation, cellular component: plasma membrane. Lineage: Eukaryota; Viridiplantae; Streptophyta; Magnoliopsida; Nymphaeales; Nymphaeaceae.
CUUCCACGAGAGAUUGAUUUUAGCCACCUACCACUUUCGAGUUUUUAUCAUUUUUUUUUUUUAUCGCAGAUUCUGCUUUCAAUUAUCCUGAUAAAAUAGACGCUCGUAAAAAAACUGAGCCUGGUCUCCGUAAAUGCCCCCAGGAGACCCUCUCUCUCUCUCUCUCUCUCUCUCCGCUUCCCUUUUGUAUAAAGCAGUUGGUGAUGGUCGAGCGAAGGAAGUUGGUCUCAUCCCAUUCAUUGCUGCUGAUUUCAGACUGAAUAGACUGAAAAGUUCACACAAGGUCUUCUGUUCGUUUCUCAACGCAGUUGGUGGGAGCCAUGGUCCCUGUUUUACUUUUUGUGUUUACGGUCUUACACAAUGGAGUUUUUGGAGAGGGAGCCGCUCGAAACGUUUCAUCGAGGCCAGUGGUGGUGAAUGUCGGAGCAAUUUUCACAUUUGAUUCUGCGGUAGGCCGCGUCGCCAAGAUCGCGAUUGAUGCUGCAGUAGAUGAUAUAAAUGCCGAUUCCAACGUUCUUCAUGGAAUUAAGCUGAACGUUACCUCUUUGGACUCCAACUCCAGUGGUUUUCUUGGCAUUAUUGAAGCUCUACAGUUCAUGGAGAAGGAUACUGUCGCGAUAAUUGGUCCACAGUCCUCUACGAUUGCUCAUGUGAUGUCACAUGUUGCCAAUGAACUCCAAGUUCCAACUCUGUCUUUUGCUGCAACAGAUCCAUCUCUUAAUUCACUGCAGUACCCAUUUUUCGUUAGGACCACACAAAGUGAUUUGUAUCAAAUGUCUGCAAUCGCUGCUGUUGUUGAUUAUUACCGCUGGAAAGAGGUGGUUGCACUUUAUAUUGAUGAUGAUUAUGGGAGGAACGGUAUCUCUGCUUUGGGAGACAAACUUCAGGAGAGAACAUGCAAGAUUUCUUUCAAAGCCGCAUUGCCUCCUGGUACGACUAACAGUGAUAUCACUGAUGUGCUGGUUAAAUUGGCAUUAAUGGAAUCAAGAGUUAUUGUUGUCCAUGUCAGUGACCCUGUUGCAGGUCUUAUGAUCUUCUCUGUUGCAAAGCAUCUUGACAUGGUUGCCGAUGGAUAUGUGUGGAUAGCUACUGAUUGGCUUUCCUCUUAUCUCGACACUUACCCUGCCAAUUCUGAGACAACAAUUUCACUCCAGGGAGUUCUCAUGACACGACAGCAUGUACCCGAUUCAGAUCAGAAGAAAGCUUUUACAUCCAGGUGGGCCAAUUUGGUCAAGAAAGAGGAAUUGAGAACCUCAAUGUUGGGGUUGAAUACUUAUGGUUUAUAUGCAUAUGAUACAGUAUGGCUAAUAGCACAUGCAACCGAUGCUUUUCUUGAUGGAGGAAGUACUAUUUCUUUCUCGAGUGAUGCAAAAUUGAAAGAUAUAAAACAAAGCAAGAUGAACCUUCAAGCAUUAAGCAUAUUCAGGGGGGAGCAGUUGCUGACAAGAGUACUGGAAGCAGAUUUCAUGGGCUUAACUGGCAAGAUUCAGUUUGAUUCGGACAGAUACUUGGUUCAUCCUGCAUACGAUAUAAUCAAUGUUGUUGGAACUGGGUGCAGAGUGAUCGGUUAUUGGUCUAAUUAUUCUGGCUUAUCAGUGGAGCCGCCAGAAAGCUUCUACUCCAAGCCUCCAAAUGCUUCAAAUCAGCAACUUCGUAGUGUCAUCUGGCCUGGGGAGAGGGCAGCAAAACCUCGUGGAUGGGUUUUCCCAAAUAAUGGAAGGCAGUUAAGAAUAGGUAUCCCCAACAGAGUGAGUUAUAAGGAAUUUGUUUCGCUGGCUGAAAAAAGUGAUACAGUGAAGGGCUUCUGCAUAGAUGUAUUUACAGCUGCAUUGAACAAUUUACCAUAUCCUCUUCCUUAUAAACUCAUACCAUUUGGGAAUGGUAAAGAAAACCCAAGCUAUCGUGAGCUUGUACGGAUGGUUCAAACAGGAUUCUUUGAUGCAGCAGUUGGGGACAUUGCAAUUGUUACCAACAGAACAAAGAUUGUAGACUUUACACAACCUUAUGCAGAGUCUGGGCUUGUUGUUGUAGCUCCAACAAAAAGGGUGAAAUCAGGUGCUUGGGCAUUCCUCAGGCCCUUUACUUUAAAGAUGUGGGGCGCAACUGUGGCAUUUUUUCUUGUGAUGGGAAUAGUUGUAUGGAUUCUUGAACACAGGGUCAAUAAAGAUUUCCGUGGCUCACCAAGAAAUCAAGUUGUCACCGUUGUCUGGUUUAGCUUCUCAACAAUGUUUUUUGCUCACAGAGAGGAAGUUGUUAGUGUCCUUGGACGACUUGUGCUUGUAGUGUGGCUCUUUGUGGUCCUCAUAGUUAAUUCAAGCUACACUGCGAGCUUGACUUCAAUACUUACUGUACAGCAGCUCUCUUCACCGAUCACAGGAAUUGAGAGUUUGAUAUCAAGUGGGGAGCCGGUUGGAUUCCAAGUAGGAUCCUUUGCUCAGAACUAUCUGAUAGACCUAGGUGUACAAAAGUCUAGGCUGAUUGAACUUGGCUCUCCAGAAGCCUAUGCAGCAGCCUUAGAGAAAGGUCCAGCAAAUGGAGGUGUUGCUGCUGUGGUUGAUGAACGUCCAUAUGUCGAUCUUUUUCUCUCAAAAUACUGCAAGUUCUCUAUUCGAGGAAAUGAGUUUACUAAGAGCAGCUGGGGCUUUGCAUUCCCCCGGGAUUCUCCUUUAGCUGAUGACUUCUCAACUGCCAUCCUAACUUUGGCAGAAAGUGGUGAGCUACAAAGGAUCCAUGACAAAUGGCUGACAAACACAGGUUGCAGUUCACAGAGCACAGAUAUCAGCUCAAAUCAGCUUGACCUAAAUAGCUUCUGGGGCCUCUUUCUGAUAUGUGCAAUUGCAUCAGUUCUUGCACUCUCUGUAUAUUUCCUUAGGAUAUUACGUACGUUCAGCCAGCAAAAUCACCAACCAGAUGUGUCUGCUUAUGCCGAAGGUAACUCUAGGUCGGGAAGUAUGCAAAGAUUUCUUUCGUUUCUUGAUCAGAAGGAUGAAAGCAAGCCGGGUGAAAAACCAACACAGGUAUCUUCUGGGAAUAGCACUGUGGUCAUUGAAGGCUGAAUCAUUGUUUUUAUCAAUUUUCAAGUACCAAGAAAAUUGCAGAAAGUUACAAUGUUAGAUAGUUCAAUACUCUAAGAAUGUCGUAAGGCGCAGGAAGAUCCAGUCCAGUGCAUCACAAAGGCCUUUACAGAAACUACAGUCUUUGUACAGGAAGAUCCAGUCCAGUGCUUCACGAAGGCCUUUACAGAAACUACAGCCCGAGGUUUCUCCAUGUCAUAAGUCCCUCUCAGCUAUAAAAUACAUACAGUACCUGUACUUC